AUGCAAGAGGAAGCAUACCUUGCCAAGGAAAGGAUGGCCAAGGAGAUAGGACGGCGCAGACGCCUGAAGAAGUUGGAGAAGGAAAUUAAGAUUGCCAGUGCUGUAAAGUGCUUUCUAUCCGAAUCAGAGGAUGAAGCAAAAGACCGUCUCUUCCACCUUCCCAUGUUGCUCAGCAUCCAGCACAGCCACAGCAGCACCCAGAUCAGACAGCUGGUCCAAAGUGAGCUAGGCUCAAUACUCAACUCACCAGCCAUUAAGUCGGGAGAUGCCGAAGCUUUUGACUCCUUCGCCCUCUCAGUCCAGUCUCUGGUUGGUAUGUUACGCACCCUAGAGGGAACCGUCGGAUAUGAGCUCAGGUGUGGCUCCCAUGUCGACCGCCUUUUAAGUAAGAUGUCCCCGGUCCACAGAGAUGGAUUCGUGGCGUCUCGUUCCAAACAAGACCAACAAGCAGUUACUCUUCUGCAGACUACCUCUGAACGUGUAUCUAUCGACGGCAUCCAACGCUAUGCUACUCCACUCUUACGCCGUCAAUCCAGCACUACCCUUCUGGCACCCCCAGACGCUGCGAUGCCCAGCCUACGCAGAAUUGAACGCCGAUUGGCCAAAGAUCCUGCACGAGCAGCCUCCUACCGCAAAGAGAUGGAUAAACUUGUACAGGCUGGCUAUGUCGCUGAGACCCCCUCCGACAUAGUAUCGAAGUCCACAGAGUCGUGCUUCCUGACCCUACCCAGUGCUCCACCUGGAAGCAGCUUCUUCGAGAGGCAGCUACCUCUCUUCACGGGGCGGCUGAUGCAAGCUCCCCUUCAGCAUGCUCAGCAGAUAACUUUCUACAAGCGGAGAAGUUGCUGUUGCAGAAGGCUCAAGAAGACUGUUUUCCCGAAGAAAUAA
Molecule: messenger RNA, 888 nt
Organism: Knipowitschia caucasica
Lineage: Eukaryota; Metazoa; Chordata; Actinopteri; Gobiiformes; Gobiidae
Source: the annotation of a GenBank genome assembly